Molecule: messenger RNA, 1026 nt
Organism: Wallemia ichthyophaga EXF-994
Lineage: Eukaryota; Fungi; Basidiomycota; Wallemiomycetes; Wallemiales; Wallemiaceae
Exons: 2
Coding region: 1-1026 (341 amino acids)
Source: RefSeq, a predicted model, not a curated record
AUGCCAAAGCUUAAACGCAGGAGCAGCUCAAAAUCUUCAAAGGGGAAUAAUCUCCCCACUCUCGGAUUUACAGCUACAACGCCUGCUCAGAGCAAUACAAAGACGCGUGCACAGAAAAUGACGAGAUCUAAAUCUGAAUCUAAAGCUGCUGAGGAUGAAGGUUGGACUUCUGCUUCUUCAACAAACGAAACUCCGGAGAAAUCGCCGUCCGAGUCGCCGAGACUGACGCAGUCACAAUCACAGCCUGAUUUGAGUAGCUUACCUGGACAGCUGAAGCGUCUUAAUUUAGUGAAUGUCGGUGGCAAUGGAUGUAACGUUGAAGACCCUGAAGAGUCCGAUGUAAACACACCAAAACCGUCAUCCAGCUAUUCAUUCACAAACGUACCACCUCGGCCAUCAUCGAUAACGAGUACUACGUCAUCUAAAGCACCGCCUUCUGUGUUCAAGAUGAGUAGUCCACUCGCUCAAGUGGAUACCAAAACGGUGGCACACGCUGCUGAUUCACCGACUAACACGUCUACUACCAAUCUACAAGACAAUUUAGCAGCGAAACUUGGCUAUAAAAGCUCAUUGGGUGCUAUUUCAAGGCAAAAUAUCGGUACACCAGCUCUACGAACACCACCCGCCAAGUCCCACCUCGUUAUUAGCAAUUUCACACCCGCAGGAAGUCAGGACUUGCCACCGACGCCAACAUACUCAAGGUUGACGACAUACUCCAAUCUUAAGAGCUCGCACACGGCGCUCCGUACUUUCUUCCAUCCUCAGAAGGAUUCGCUGGAGAGGUGUGGGCGAUAUGGCAAGUUCGAUCCACCGCCCAAGUGGUUUGAGCCAGUGAAGAACAAUCACCACCCAUUUUUCCACCCACGCAAGCCAAACCAGCUGCGUAACCUGCCCAGGCCAAAAUCAAUGCAUCCAGAAUCUACACCGAAGCUGUCUCCCGGCAGCACGCGCAGUAGUUUCGGACAAGCGAUAUCAGGGGUAGUGAGCAAGAACCCGAUCAAUAGAGUUUUCAGUUAUAACGACUGA